CAAAAAUGUCGCCAAGGUUCUCCUCAACAAAGGCGCCAGUAUGGAUAUCAUGAAUACUUUUAAUGAUACACCUCUUCAUUAUGCUGCUAUAAAUGGUCACAAGAAUGUUGCUGAACUUCUCAUCAAAAAUGGAGCCAAAGUUGAUAUUAGAAAUCAUGCGAAUCUAACACCUCGUCAGCUAGCUGCUGAGAAUGGUCACAAUGAUGUCGCCAAACUUUUUAUCGGUAAAAGAAACCAAAUUAAUAUUGAAGAACUAUUGGAAUAGAAUCUAUCGUUCGAG
Molecule: messenger RNA, 280 nt
Organism: Sitodiplosis mosellana (orange wheat blossom midge)
Lineage: Eukaryota; Metazoa; Arthropoda; Insecta; Diptera; Cecidomyiidae
Product: putative ankyrin repeat protein RF_1087
Exons: 3
Coding region: 41-265 (74 amino acids)
Molecular function (GO): protein binding
Source: RefSeq, a predicted model, not a curated record